This is a messenger RNA of Polyodon spathula (Mississippi paddlefish), 3135 nucleotides long. Its product is annotated as T-box transcription factor TBX15-like. Gene Ontology annotation, molecular function: DNA-binding transcription factor activity, RNA polymerase II-specific; RNA polymerase II cis-regulatory region sequence-specific DNA binding. The record is from RefSeq and is a predicted model, not a curated record. The transcript has 8 exons. Gene Ontology annotation, biological process: regulation of transcription by RNA polymerase II; cell fate specification; positive regulation of DNA-templated transcription. Gene Ontology annotation, cellular component: nucleus. The coding region runs from base 242 to 2038 and encodes 598 amino acids. Lineage: Eukaryota; Metazoa; Chordata; Actinopteri; Acipenseriformes; Polyodontidae.
CAGAGACACAACUCUAAAGACCGAAAUAAACAGAAGAAGAGGAGCGUGAAAGGAAAUUCUAGGACAGGUUUUAGAACGCCUGUUAGGAAUGACACCUCACCAGCAAGGUUGAUGUAGCUUUUACAUUGAGUAUUCUGGAUUACUGUUUGGAAACUGCUUGCUAUAUCUUAACCUGCUGCAGUUUUUUUGGUUGGUUUUGGAAGGAGUUUUUUUUUUUUCUUUCCUGGAUCCGCGGUAUAAAAUGAGUGACAGACGAAGAUCUGCCGCAGCUCUGAGUACCAGAGCACAUGCUUUUUCAGUAGAAGCAUUGAUUGGGACAAAUAAGAAGAGAAAACUGAGAGACUGGGAGGAAAAGGAGUUGGGUCUUUCCAUGGAAAACCUCAGCCCCAAUGGGCAGCUUGAGGAAGGGGAAGACUCGAGUCAGUGCUUGGAUAUCAACCCGGAUUCAGAGCCUAGCCCUAGUUCUGACACUGAGGGUCUUGCUGAAACAACUUCAUGCUUGUUUAGCUCCCACUCAGAUCUGGCUCCCAACCCCUCGGAUUCCUCUCCCCCCUUUACUAUGGAUGACAUCCAGGUGGAGCUGCAGUGUUCUGACCUUUGGAAGAGGUUCCAUGAGAUUGGCACGGAAAUGAUCAUAACUAAAGCUGGCAGGCGUAUGUUUCCAGCGAUGAGAGUCAAAAUCCUGGGCCUCGAUCCCCAUCAGCAAUACUACAUUGCCAUGGAUAUAGUUCCAGUGGACAACAAGAGAUACAGGUACGUGUAUCACAGCUCGAAGUGGAUGGUUGCAGGCAACGCAGACUCCCCAGUCCCUCCUCGGGUUUACAUCCAUCCCGACUCACUGGCCUCAGGAGAUACUUGGAUGAGACAGGUGGUCAGCUUCGACAAACUCAAGCUGACCAACAAUGAGCUGGACGAUCAAGGACAUAUAAUUCUUCACUCCAUGCACAAGUACCAGCCGCGGGUUCAUGUCAUUCGAAAGGAUUUUAGCAGCGACCUCUCACCAACUAAACCUGUCCCUGUAGGAGAAGGGGUGAAAACAUUCAGCUUUCCAGAGACUGUGUUCACCACUGUCACUGCUUACCAGAACCAACAGAUCACCAGGUUAAAAAUUGAUAGAAACCCUUUUGCUAAAGGAUUCAGGGACUCGGGAAGAAACAGAACUGGCCUGGAAGCCAUCAUGGAGACAUAUGCUUUUUGGAGACCCCCAGUUCGGACCCUCACCUUUGAGGAUUUUACCACCAUGCAGAAACAACAAGGGGGAAGCACAGGAACAUCUCCAACAGCAUCCAGCACUGGUACGCCAUCUCCAUCUGCCUCUUCCCAUCUCCUUUCUCCUUCCUGCUCUCCUCCCACCUUUCACCUGGCACCCAACACCUUUAAUGUGGGCUGCAGGGAGAGCCAGCUAUGCAAUCUCAACCUCUCAGAAUACCCGGCCUGUGCCAGAAGCAACAUGGCGGCCCUUCAAAGUUACCCGGGCUUAGGGGACGGCUCAUACGGCAGGUUACAAACUGGAAGCACUUCCUCCAGUCAGUCCUUCGAAAAUGCCGUGCCUCAGAGGACUCCAUCUUUAAUUUCUGGAAUGCAGGCCUCUCCUGCUGCUUUGCCUGGCAACAGCAAGAUGGACACCUACAGUGGCCAACUGGGUUCCUUCCCCACCUCUCAGCUCCAGUAUGUCAUGCAGGCAGGAGGUUCUGCCUCCAGCUCCUCUUCCCACAUGUUCAGUGGAAGCCACAUGCAACAGGGAUCUUACAAUGCGUUCUCCCUGCACAAUCCAUACAACCUCUAUGGAUAUAAUUUCCCAGGUACUCCAAGACUGGCCACCAGUCCAGAGAAACUGACAGCAUCACAGAACAGUAUACUCUGCUCGCCUUCCUCUAAUGGUCCCUUUGGAGACAGGCAAUACCUAUCAACCGGGAUGGAUGGGAUGCACAUGAUCAGCAACACGUCUUCUUCCCAGCAGAGCGCAAAUACCUGCGACAGCCGUCAGUAUGGAACUGUACCAGGCCCCUCCUCACAAAUGUCAGUACACAUGGUGUAAACAAGAUCAUCAUUAGGGAUUUUGUUUUCUUGUACUCAAAUGAAGGAAACAUGGUUGUUAUACGUGAUUCAGCAACACGAAGGGGUGAGAAAGAACCUCUUUCCUCUGCUUUGUCUGAAACCCUCGAAGAGAUUAGCAUUUAAAUUAAGAAAAAUGAAAAUAAAUAUAAGAAGAAAAUCUGCUGCUGGAAAGUGUAUCUACGGUAAUUUCGUGAUGGUCUUCAGCAGCCCCAACAAGGAACUGGAAAGGCAAGAUCAACUCACACACUUUCUUGUGGGCGGGGUGGGGGUGGUGGUCAACAACACAUGUACAAUACGAUAGACCUGCUUCUGUUGCUGUGAUAAGAGUCCAUGCCUGAGCCAUUAUAAAGUGGACAGUCCUUUAUGACACAUUUUUAAACCUGGGAACUAAGUAUAUGAAUAUAUCACCCUGCAUGGAUCAUUUGAAAUGAAACCUUCACCAACUAAAAAAGAAUGGACUACAUGUCUUUGGUUUAGACAGCAAACAGUGAAUUCUAGGAUCCCGAAGAUUAAAAAGUGUGGUUUACAGCCAUUUUUGGAAUGAUGUUUCUUGUUUGAAGAUCUAGCGAAUAUAAUUCUACUAUAAGUGGAAAACAUAUUAACUAUUUCAGCUUCUGAAUUUAAAACUGGGAGAGAGGAAAUGAAAAUAUUUAGUAGCAUUACACAGGGACUGUCCUGAGAAACCAGAUAGACAGAGGAUCAUGUAAUUAAGAUAAAUGGUAUGAUUGAGUCUCAAAAUAUGCUAUUCCAUUUCCCAGUACCCAGAAAUAUUUAAAACUCUUGCUUUGUCAGAUGCAUUGUAGGAAUGUCUAAAAUACAUCCUGGUGAAAGCAACGGCUUUAAGUUGUGUGCAAAAAGUAAUACGAGACAGAAUUAUAAAAGUUUUGAUGUAUUGUAGAUAAAUGUAUUUAUGUGCCUAGCAUUAAUGCAAGUAUAUAGAUUCAAAAAGGCUAGUAAGAUGUAUGUAAAAUGUAAAAACAAACUUAAAAAAAAAAAAAACAGAUGUAUAAAAAAGGCCUAUGCAUAGUGGGGAAAAGAACAAAAACAAUGCUCAAUAAACAUUUUAAGACAUCUGAA